Molecule: messenger RNA, 2379 nt
Organism: Prorocentrum cordatum
Lineage: Eukaryota; Dinophyceae; Prorocentrales; Prorocentraceae
Source: the annotation of a GenBank genome assembly
AUGCGGGCAUGGCGGGCGGCGCUGGCGCUCGGCGCCGCAGCGGUGCCCAGGGAGUCGCCGUGGUUCGACCCGGAGGUGCACGUGCCAGACAUGUCGGAGUCCGAGAUGCAGCUCUGUGGCGGCGGCGGGUGCCACGACGCCGAGAUUCUGGCCUUCGACUUCCAGGAGGCGGCCUGGAUCGCCACGAUGCCCCGGGAGGAGCUCCUCGGCGCGCUCGAGCUGUGCCCAGGCCUCGUCACCUCCUUUGCCUUCUCGGCUCCGGAGCCGCGGGACGCGCUGGACACGGCCAAGUCAUACAUUCGAAGGAGAAAGAUGGCUGUACGUCAGCGACCCGGACGAGUUCGGCGCGCUCACCGACAUUCGCGUGUGGCCCGUGCUGGCCGGCCAGGCCCGGGCGCAGGCCGCGCGGGACGGGGCGCGGGCGCCGCGCCGGGCGCCGCCGCCGUCGGUGGACCUCGUGGUGGCCCGCUGCAGCACCACGCUGCGGUGGCUGUGGUCGCUGCCGCUGCCGCCGCGGACGAGGAUCUCAGGAGGAGGAUCGUCGUGUACAGCAAGUGCGACCGCCCUGCGGACGAGCUUCAGAAGCAGCUCGCGGGGCUGGCCGGCAAGGUCGAGGAGGUGGUCGAGGUGCCGCUGCGCGAUACGGGCGCCUACAUGACCGGGGAGUGCAGCGCCUACCUGCAGCAUAUCCUGGGCGCCCGCGGGGACCCGGCUGACUUCACCGUCUUCCUGCACGACGAUGCCCCAAGGCACCUGAAGCCAGGCUUCCUGUCGAUCGUGCUGCGCGCGCUGAGCCUGGGCACCUACGAGGUGCCGUUUCUCAACCUGGCCCACGAGCUGCUGUACCGCACCGUCUUCCGCCGCGAGCUGCCGCGGCGGCUGUCCACCUACUGCUGCGGCCACUUCGUCGCCAGCUCCGCACGGCUCCAGGCGGUUCCGCCCGCCGAGGCCCAGCGGCUGCUGGACGCCGUCACCUCGGGGGCGUACACCGCCCUGGCGGGGGGGCCGUGCGAGGUGGCCAACAUUCUCAGGGGAGAGCCGGGGAACUCCGAGGCGGACGAGCCGCCGCGGCGCUCCGAGGACGCCCGGCUGCCCCUCGCGCUGCGCUACGAGGGCGGUCGCGCGACGACCGUCCCCUCGCCGAUCCGCUUCGCGGCCUACCCGUCGCGGUUCGGCGGCCACUGGCUGGAUGCCUCUGAGCAGCACGACUGGGAUGUCUUGCUUGGCCCGAGGAAGCCAGAUUGGGCGUGUGGCUCUUGCACCCGCCUGCAUAACUGGGCGUCCAGGAUCAAGUGUGAGUGCGGGCGCUCGGCACCCGCACAUAUUCGAGCGCGAGACUUCACUGCCCACAAGGUUGCCAUGCAGCAGCUGGAGCGGAGUGGAGGCAAAGACAAUGGAAAAGGAAAAGGACGUGUUCAACCGAACGAUAAAGGCGGUGGCAAGGGCGAUAAGCUCAGUGCGAUGGAGAAGAAGCUGGACUCCCUUAUGGCAUCGCUCUCGAAGAGUACCACUUCGACUAUGGAGCCCCCUCCGACACCUCCAUGGCAGCGUGAGGCACAGGAUCGGGCGAGCAAAACUGCUGAGGCUGAACCAGACACUGAUGAAGGACGACGAGCUAAAGUUGCCGUUCAAGUUCAAGAGCUGGAGGCCUCUAUCAAGACGAUGGGAGCGCAUGAGGAGUUCAAAGAUAUACGGUGCAGCAUGGAGACCAAGCUCUCGACGCUGCGCACACAGCAGAAGCAGAUGCGGCCACCUCAGACAGCACACCGUCGUGCUGCACAGGAUCUCAGCAAAGCGAAGGCUGCGAUCGCAACGAUGUCGAAGGAUUUGGCCGACAAGAAAGAUCAGUAUGAGAAGCUGCGCGUUUCGAUCGUGGAGCGCGAGCAGACGUUGGAGGCGAAGGUGCAGCUGGCGGUCUUGCAGACGGAGUUUGACAGGGCGGCUGCGCUGGCGUCGCCGAAAAAGGAGAAUGCCGAUGGAGAGUGCAAGCCCGUCCCUGGCUCAGUGCUGCUUCGCGACAUCGACAACUUCAAGAAGGAGAACCCUGAGGCCGAGGACUUCCUGGCAAGUCCGCUCUGGGAGAAGUUGCAGGCUCACAUCCGCGUUAUGCCGAAGGAGACUGUCCCUGAUGACAGCAUGGGUGAUUCAACUGGUGAUGAUGCUGCAUGGACUAGUGCAGGUGGUGGCGCACCCUCUGACAAUGGUGCUGCGGCAGCAGGAGCUGUUGGCGCAGAUGCAGGGCGAGCCAAACGUAACAAUGAGCUCAGCGAGUUGUCCAGCGAGGAGCGGCUUAGCCUUUGGUCCAGCUGCUCAAGUUUCGAGGACUUCACUGCCAAGCUGGAGGAGCUCUACGUUGCGAAGACAGCGCGGCAUGGGUGA